This is a messenger RNA of Arabidopsis thaliana (thale cress), 1784 nucleotides long. RefSeq names its product Leucine-rich repeat (LRR) family protein. Bases 233 to 1669 code for a protein of 478 amino acids. Lineage: Eukaryota; Viridiplantae; Streptophyta; Magnoliopsida; Brassicales; Brassicaceae. The record is from RefSeq and is marked reviewed. Gene Ontology annotation, cellular component: membrane. The transcript has a single exon.
CUAUUCAUAUUUUAUUAAUAAUAUUUAUAUGGGAAGACACAAAAAAAAAUAUGGUCUAAUAGCAAGAUAACGCGGCAAGUGACAAGGAUCUAUCUAUAUAUCACUUAUUGCUCCCACAUGCAUAUGGAUUUGUAAAAAUCGUUGACUUUGACUUCGUAGCCCUCAAGUCGUCUCUCUCCCUCUAUUGAUAGCUAACCAAUAGCUUCUCUCAAUCACACCGCAACAAAUCACAAUGAAUUCACUCUCCUUCACUCUCUUCAUAUUUUCUGUCAUUACCUUUCUACAAUGUUUAAGUUCAACCGGAGCUGCCACGUGUCAUCCUGAUGACGAGGCGGGUCUUUUAGCUUUCAAAUCCGGUAUAACACAAGAUCCUUCGGGCAUGCUCAGCUCUUGGAAGAAGGGUACUUCUUGCUGCUCGUGGAAAGGUAUCAUUUGCUUUAACAGUGACCGCGUCACCAUGCUUGAACUAGUAGGAUUUCCCAAAAAACCCGAACGUUCCCUCUCCGGCACUCUCUCACCGUCGCUAGCCAAACUCCAGCACCUAAGCGUGAUUAGCUUAGGAGGUCAUGUGAACAUCACUGGAUCUUUUCCUAAGUUCCUUCUCCAAUUACCAAAGCUAAGGUACGUUGACAUCCAAAAUAACCGUCUCUCCGGUCCACUUCCGGCUAACAUCGGCGUGCUAAGCUUGUUGGAAGAAAUCUUUCUUCAAGGAAAUAAGUUCACCGGUCCCAUCCCGAACUCGAUAUCGAAUCUAACUCGAUUAUCUUAUCUCAUUUUUGGCGGUAAUCUCCUAACCGGGACUAUACCCUUAGGGAUUGCUAAUCUCAAGCUCAUGCAGAAUCUGCAACUCGGCGACAACCGCCUCUCUGGCACCAUCCCGGAUAUUUUCGAAUCCAUGAAGUUGCUCAAAUUUCUCGAUCUCUCCAGCAACGAAUUCUACGGGAAACUUCCUCUAUCGAUUGCUACACUGGCACCGACACUCCUGGCCCUCCAAGUGAGCCAGAACAAUCUCUCUGGGGCGAUCCCAAACUAUAUAUCAAGAUUCAACAAGCUUGAAAAGUUAGAUCUCUCCAAGAACCGGUUCUCGGGGGUUGUGCCUCAAGGUUUCGUCAAUCUCACCAAUAUUAACAAUCUUGAUCUCUCUCACAAUCUUCUAACCGGUCAAUUUCCUGACUUGACCGUCAACACUAUCGAAUAUCUUGAUCUCUCUUACAACCAAUUUCAACUAGAAACGAUUCCACAAUGGGUGACCUUGUUGCCGAGCGUCUUCUUGUUGAAGCUAGCAAAAUGCGGGAUCAAGAUGAGCUUAGAUGAUUGGAAGCCAGCGGAACCGUUGUACUACCAUUACAUUGAUUUGUCGAAAAACGAGAUCUCAGGGAGUCUAGAAAGGUUCUUGAACGAGACGAGGUAUCUGCUUGAGUUUCGGGCGGCGGAGAACAAACUUCGAUUCGAUAUGGGGAACCUAACGUUUCCGAGGACACUAAAAACUUUGGAUCUGUCAAGGAACUUGGUAUUUGGUAAGGUGCCUGUCACGGUGGCUGGUCUACAAAGACUAAACUUAAGUCAAAACCAUCUUUGUGGAGAACUUCCUACGACAAAGUUCCCGGCUAGCGCCUUCGCCGGUAACGACUGUCUUUGUGGCUCUCCACUUUCUCCUUGUAAAGCUUAGUAACAAGAGAACUACAAUUUUGUAUUUGGAUUUACUUUUACACGUAGUUCCAAAUUAGAUUUGUAUUAAUAACAAAAAAAUUGUUUUAAGAUAUAAAAAGGCUCAGUUACAAUGA